UCGUGGGCAGACCCACGUACCCACGUGGGUGGGCUCCACCCGUUCACAGUAGUUGAGGAUAUCCAACUCUUCAUCAGCCGUUAUCCCAUCUAUUCUGAUAGACGGCCAGAAAACAUACGAGGAAUGGGAGGCCACUUGCUGGACGUUAACAUGGAGGUUUUAAACCCCUUCUUGGGCUACUACCAUGACUGCGAUUUUACUGUCCGUCCAGCCACGGAGCUCGUCCAGGCAGGGGUGAGCAUCAAGAAAGCCGAAACAGAAAGCUUAAACGACAUCAGCUUCAGUAACGGAGUCCUCAGUCUCCCUUGCUUCAAUUUCAACUCCUACACUACAACUACACUUCUCAAUUACAUUGCCUACGAGCAGAUGCACAGAAAAAGCUACAGGGCUACUUACUAUGCCUUUCUCAUGGAUAAUAUCAUUGACAAAGCCAAAGAUGUCACGUUGCUUAGGCAGAAAGGGAUUAUCACUUGCUGGUCAGGGAGCGACAACGAGAUAGCUUCCUUCUUCAAUUGCACCACCAAGGAGCUGCUGUACACAUUUUGUACAGACGAAACUAACGUGAACGAGAAGUUGGAAGAGUACUGCAAGAAGAGAUGGCAUAGGUGGCGUGCCAGCUUCAUGCAAACUUACCUCAGCAAUCCUUGGGUCUUCAUCUCGCUUAUUGCAGCGUUCAUCCUCUUAUUUCUCACCAUUCUCCAGACGUUGUACACGAUCAUGCCUUACUACAAUCACUGAGCCAACAAUAGUAUAAACAACAGGAAGCAUGAACAACCUAUCAAGAUGCCAGCAGAGCAACAUGCUAUAUCAAAGAGUCAUUACACAAGGAAUCAAUGAGAUUUCAAAUAUAUCAAACUUUAGCACAGUAAAAUUUGUAACUUUUUUCUUUUAAAAGAAAAACCAAUU
Messenger RNA from Asparagus officinalis (garden asparagus), 906 nucleotides. RefSeq lists its product as uncharacterized. The coding region runs from base 124 to 738 and encodes 204 amino acids. Lineage: Eukaryota; Viridiplantae; Streptophyta; Magnoliopsida; Asparagales; Asparagaceae. The record is from RefSeq and is a predicted model, not a curated record. The transcript is spliced from 2 exons.